Drosophila subobscura is the source of this 2975-nucleotide messenger RNA. It is a transcript of the gene Oatp33Ea, whose product is annotated as solute carrier organic anion transporter family member 74D. Lineage: Eukaryota; Metazoa; Arthropoda; Insecta; Diptera; Drosophilidae. Gene Ontology annotation, molecular function: protein binding. Bases 391 to 2697 code for a protein of 768 amino acids. The transcript is spliced from 8 exons. The record is from RefSeq and is a predicted model, not a curated record. Gene Ontology annotation, biological process: sodium-independent organic anion transport; transmembrane transport. Gene Ontology annotation, cellular component: membrane.
UGAUUCGCGCCACAACGCUGCACGGUCGAUCGGUCCUCUCUUUAUUCCAGCCACCCAUACUUGAAGCAGUAAUCGGGAUACUCGAAGCUCGUUUACCCUCGGAACAAGUUCCUUCGGCAAGGAACUCGAGCGGCGGCAAUUUAAUUAAUCAUUCAAGUGGACCUCGAUAAGAUUAUAAACGGACAAUAAAUGUGCGAAUAAUAUAGGAAAUCUACAAAUUAGCUCUAUCCUAACUAACUACUCAACCAAAACUAGCCUAUCUGCUACCCCCCCUCAACUGUCUGUCUGGUGGCACACAAUCUAAUCUGUCCACCACGUUCAAUGGUUUAUUGAGCUGCACGACGCGGCACAGAGAGUAAGCGGAGCAUCCCCCCACAGAGAGGCUGAAACAUGACGGAAGUGCGACGACGGGGCUCGGUUCCCCCACCGGGACACUACCUCUGCGGCAUGGCCAACUGGCAUCCGGCCUGGCUGCAGAAAUACGCCACCACGAAGAUGUUUAUGGGUGUCUAUGGAUUGCUGGGCACCAUUCAGGCCAUGUCCUACAUGUACUUCAUUGUGACACUGACCACGCUGGAGAAACGCUUCAAGAUACCCAGCCAGACGACAGGCAUUAUCCUCAGUGGCAAUGAGAUCUCACAGAUCAUGUUGUCCCUCAUCUUGUCGUACAUUGGCGGACAGCGCAAUCGUCCGAGAUGGAUCGCCUGGGGCAUUGUCUUUUGUGGCUUGUCCUGCUACAUUCUGGUGCUGCCACAUUUCAUCUAUGGCGCGGGGCAAGAUGUGCUGCAGUUUACCAAGGAGUAUCAGGAUAGUCUAAGAAAUGGCACCACCGAUGAGGGUGUUCUACUGCCAAAUGUAUCAUCAACCCAAAGCGAGCAACUAUGUGGCGUGGGCAAGCAGGCGGAGGGCUGUGAUGAUCUCUUCACCUACGUGCCACUGGUCUUGAUUUUCCUCUCGCAGUUUGUGCUGGGCGUGGGCAACACCCUGUACUACUCGCUGGGGCAGACCUAUCUGGAUGACAACACCAAGAAGACAAACACGCCGCUAAUGCUGGCGGUGGCCAUGGCGCUGCGCAUGAUUGGACCCGUCGUUGGCUUCUUCUUUGGUUACAUCUCCCUUAACACCUUCAUUGAUCCUUCAAAGACCCCGCUGAUAGACAGCAAGGAUCCGCGUUGGUUGGGCGCCUGGUGGCUGGGCUGGGUCAUCUUGGGCACACUGAUGUGCCUCUUCUCUGGACUGAUUGGACUCUUUCCCAAGCAGCUGCCCAAGCGGCACGAUCCCAUCAAGCACAACUCCCACCUGCCGCUGGCCAUGCGCCACGAGGAGCUCAAACGUGAGGAGAAUCUCUCACUGAGCAGUCGCUUCUCCUCGAAUGCGGCGCUGGACAACAUUGGCGCGGGGGCUGGUGCCAAUGCGGAUCUGCCCAAGCUGAAGGACUUUCCACGUGCCCUCAUGCGACUGUUGCGCAACAAGCUGCUGAUCUUCAACAUUACCUCUGCUGUGUUCUAUAUAUUGGGGGCCUCUGGAUUUAUGACUUUCCUCACAAAGUACAUGGAAGUGCAGUUCCACAAGAACGCACAGAGUGCCACCAUUGUGGUUGGUCCUGUCUCCAUUCUGGGCAUGGUUGUUGGCCUAAUUGGCUCUGGUCUGGUGCUGUCCAAGAAGAAGCCUGCCGUCAGCAAGGUGCUCAUGUGGAACGUCAUUGUGGGUUGCAUCUACAUCAUGGGUCAGAUUUCCUAUGCUUUUCUGUACUGCCCGGAUACUUUUUCCAUGACACAUGUGGGAGACCUCAAUCUCACGAGCGCCUGCAACUCCAAUUGCUCCUGCAGCGGCAUUACCUACACUCCAGUUUGCCAUGAGCCCACCGACACCACCUACUUCUCCGCCUGCCAUGCGGGCUGUCAAGGCUACAACACAGAGUCAAAGGUGUACGAGAAUUGCAGCUGUCUGGCGGAUGCCGGCCUGAUACAGCCCAAUGCGGCACAGCGACUGCUGAAGCUGCUGAAGCCCACGACAGAGACAGACUGGAAGCCCACGUCGCAGCCAGCACUGGAGUCCACGACGGAUACAGAUAUGUAUGAGUCCAUGACAGACUUCAGGCUCAGUGAUGGAGUGCCGCUGCUCAACGAUGACAACGAUUACAAUGGCUUUGAUGAGCGGCUGCCAUCCCGAGUGCGACGAUCCACUCCCGAGCAGGUUAUUCGGCCUGGCAUCUGCAUGCAGGGCUGCAACUGGAGCUUCUGGGUCUUCUCCAUCACCUCGAUGGUUGUCAAUUGGUUUGGAUCCUCUGGCCGAAUAGGCAAUGUGCUGGUCAACUACCGUGCAGUGGAAACAGGCGACAAGUCCUUUGCCCAGGGCCUGGCACUGAUGAUGAUCAGCAUGUUUGCCCUGAUUCCUGGUCCGAUUAUAUUCGGACGGCUCAUUGACUCUACGUGUCUGGUGUGGACAAAGACCUGCCAUGGCAAUGGCAAUUGUCAGCUGUACGAUCAGACGAGGUUCCGCUACUCCAUUAACUUUUUAUCAUGCCUGCUCACCUUCUUUGGCAUGUUCUUUGAUUACCUGGUGUGGUACUACGGCCGGGAUCUGGACAUCUAUGGCGACAAGGAGGCCAAGCAGCAGGAGCGUGCCAACCGAAAGGAUCAGCCCAUUACUCCAUUGCUGGCCAAGAAAUCCGAGAAGAUCCAAGAGGAAUACUAAAGCCAGAACCAACGCGUGAUACUCAGUUCUAAGGUCGGGCGAGAUCGAGUUCCUAAAACAUAAAACGAAUCGGAGGAAAAGGGAAUUUUUCGCAUAAGUAUUGGUAGAGGAGGAUCCAGAAAUUCCACAGCCAAAUGUACAAACAAACCUCUCGCUGGCGCCUAGGCCCUAAGGAAAUUAUCCAUUCUUUGUUGUUAUUUCCAUUGUUGAAAUUGUCAUUGUUUUUUUUACUACCUACUCAUUUAAGGAACCAAACAUGAACCAACCCAUGAUUAGCU